Molecule: messenger RNA, 1278 nt
Organism: Clupea harengus (Atlantic herring)
Lineage: Eukaryota; Metazoa; Chordata; Actinopteri; Clupeiformes; Clupeidae
Gene: arl11
Product: ARF like GTPase 11
Molecular function (GO): GTP binding; GTPase activity
Source: RefSeq, a predicted model, not a curated record
UCACUUCUAUGUGUGGAUAGCAGAGCAGCCCUGCAAAACAGCUUCUCUUCCUCUCUCCUGCUUUGCCUGGUAUUUGAAUAACAAACAGUUGCGCUUGGUUAUCAGCACUCGACAACCAAGCUAAGCAAGGCAAAGCUUUCUAGUUUUUAGCUUUCUGUGUGUGAGAGGUCAUAGCUGUUCCUGUCAAGAGAGGAAGCCACUUUGUCAUAAUCAAGAGGAGCUCAUCAUGGGCCCAUACCUCACCAAGAACCAACAAAAGCCAGCCCAAGUAUUGCUAAUGGGUCUGGACUCAGGGGGGAAGUCUACCCUGCUGUCGCGGCUCCAGCAGGGGGUGAUCAUGGAUACCUCCCCCACAGUGGGUUUUAACGUUGGGACCCUGGAGUUGGACAAAAACACAUCCCUGACGGUGUGGGACGUAGGGGGACAGCGUACCAUGCGGCCCAACUGGAAGUACUACCUGGAAGGAUGUAAGGCUCUGGUGUUUGUAGUGGACAGCAGCAACCGGGAGCGUAUGGGAGAGGCCCAGAAGGCUCUCAAAAAGGUUCUGGCGGAUGAGAACAUGAAAGGGGUGCCGCUCAUGGUUUUGGCCAACAAGAAGGACCUGCCCAACACUAUGACCAUCCGAGAGGUGUCCAACCAGCUGGACCUAAACAGCUACACAGACCGGACCUGGGAGAUCCAGGGCUGCAGCGCUCUGAAGGGUCUGGGGCUACAGCAGGCUUUUCUCUCGGUGGCCAAACUUAUCAGGAAGAACUGAGCUGGUUACAGACACAGCAGGGCAGAUCAGACUGUUGGGUUAGGGUCGUGGCAGAGAGGGCUAUGCCUCCAAAAUCUGAAGGUGAGUGCCAUUUCCCAUUGGACCGAAAAGGUACAGGGAAGAACACAAAUAUAUCUCAAUUUGACUUUUAUGGAUUUUCUACACUGUGAAGUAUGCCACCUGCUAAGCAGAUAAAGAUUACCUCUUGAUGACUGACAAAGUGCUCUUUUCCUGUUAAGGGAAACGCUAUGACCUUUAACUUAACUGGUGUUGUGGGUGUGCCUUGGUUUAAACAGACGUUGUGGAAUUAUUCUUUCUUCAAGAGUAAAAGAAGCUAAGAAAAAAAGGAUUUUGAAGGAAAAUUCAUUUUUAUUUAUUGGAAGAAUGUAUGUAGUACUAGUACCUUACGAAUUCACAGUGUGUUUGAUAAAAGUUACAAAUAAAAAAACCUGACCUACACAAUGUAACAUGAAACUGUAAUGUUUCUGGCAUGUGUGAUUAAGGUCUGCCCUUAGACAACA